GUUAUCAAAUGCGGAGCCACAUCAUUUUCCUAUAUUAAGCUCUGUGUGAACGCGCUCCUGGCACAAGCAGCAGUAAGCGUGAACAACCAGCCAAAGCAGCAGCAUGUGUGAGGUCUGAACUCAGGAACUUCCCCAGUGAGUUAUGCACCUGCAGCAGCUCCCCUCACCGCCCGCGCUGGCCAACGAACCGGUGAGUGUGGACGAUGAUUUGACGCCCAUCACCGCCGCAGGGGACGACCGCGUCUCCUCCUACCGUGACACCCUGAAGAACGAGUCACCGUUAAAGAAACUCUCCACAGGGAUGAGAAACCCCUCAAACACUCGGGAUUACGUCUCCGCUGCAGGAGAUGAGUCCGAAUCAAGUCAAGCGCGGACAGGUUUCGCCUCGUCUUCUGCCAUGUUCUCGUACUCGGGGCAGCCGGUAGUGCCCACGCUCCCGCCACUCUCCAGUCACUACUUGACACCUCACCCGUUCAUCAGCAACGGCCCGUGUGAACUGAGCUACGCGUACUCACAGCCGUAUGGACAAACUUACUCGAACGCCGCCGUCUAUCCUUUCGCCUCGGUGCCCGGGAAAGCCCAGGUUUACCUCUGUAACCGGGCGCUGUGGUUCAAAUUCCACAGACACCAAACAGAAAUGAUCAUUACUAAACAGGGGCGCCGGAUGUUUCCGUUUCUGAGUGUUAGUGUUGCUGGUCUUGACCCGACGUGUCAUUAUAAUAUUGUUGUGGAUGUGAUUCUGGCGGAUCCGAACCACUGGAGGUUCCAGGGCGGGAAAUGGAUUCCCUGCAGCAAAGCGGACACUAAUGUCACGGGAAGCAGAGUAUACGUGCACCCGGACUCUCCAAACACCGGCGCGCACUGGAUGCGUCAGGAGAUCUCUUUUGGAAAACUGAAGCUGACGAACAACAAGGGAGCUUACAACAACUCUACUCAAAUGAUCGCCCUACAGUCUCUCCAGAAGUAUCAGCCAAGGGUGCAUGUGAUUGAAAUAAGCAAGGAUGGAGAUGAAGAGACAAGUGAUCCUGAUCGAGUACAGACAUUUACCUUUCCUGAAACACAAUUUAUAGCUGUCACAGCUUACCAGAACACAGCUAUAACGCAGCUAAAAAUUGAUCACAAUCCAUUUGCUAAAGGAUUUCGGGAUAAUUAUGAUAAAAGUUACAAUGGCUCUGACGCCGACCGACUGACCCCUACACCCAUUGACUCUCCACACUCUCAGUUGCUGCCCGGCUCACAGUACCCAAUGACAAGCGCUUUAUUUCAGGAACAGUUUGUCAACGGUUACACAAAGCCCUGUUUUCCAACUCUUCCCCCUGACCCUGGCACUACUGACCGAACACUCAAGUUUACAAACAGCCUUGUGACCUCAAACCAAACCCAAGAGAGCAGCACAGUGUCCGAGCAGCGCUGGUUUGUGUCAUCCGCUGCUGCUCCAUCAUACGAAACUGAUAUUAACACAGCGGCUGUGGUCUCUUACACCACAGCGGAGGUCAAAGGACUGCCUUUCACUGGUGACACUAUUCACAGUUUGGAUUACUACACCAGUGCCGCUGGAUGGGAUUCACGGGGAUCGCAAGAGAAUGGCAGUAAAACCAUCUUAAAUCUGCCUGGUUGGGUUCUAGAUGCGGAUCUUGAAAGAUCAGCACAAUCGAAUUACAUGCCUGAGGAUGGAGAUAUGUUGGAAAUAGACCCAUCAGCUCUGGGAGUUUCUGAGGAGCUGGAAGGUAAAGAUGCCACGGAUUUGACAUGGACCAGCCAAAACCGAUCUUCCAUUAAAUCUGUCAAUUCCAGCGAUUUAAGGAUUUCAGAAGAGGCUCGACUGAAAAAUCAGUCCAUCGAUCUGGUUUCAGAUGUUCAGACUGCAAAAGACAUGCAGCUCUCACAAAACGGCCAAAAAUGCGAUUAAAGAAUCUGCCUUUUUUCAUUUCAAUGAUCAGUUCGAUGUAGUUAAUAUAGAAAGAACAGUAUUAUGAUGAUUUAUGUAUACAACAUUUAUUUAUUGUCAUGUUACACUGCACCAUCGAAGAUGGAUGAGAACAUCUCCAACUGUCUAAACUUGAUGUAUUUGAUGGCUUAGGUGGCUAUAUUCUUUUUUUUAUUAUAUUAUUAUUAUUUUUGGUGAAAAAAAAUUAAGACCAACAUCGGUAAUAAUAUAAUCAUAUAAUCAAUGUAAAUACAUAAUCAAUAUAAUCAGUCUAAUUAUUAUUAACCCAAAAUCACGUGUAAUAUGAAAAUGUAUUG
This is a messenger RNA of Carassius carassius (crucian carp), 2244 nucleotides long. Its product is annotated as T-box brain protein 1-like. Gene Ontology annotation, molecular function: RNA polymerase II cis-regulatory region sequence-specific DNA binding; DNA-binding transcription factor activity, RNA polymerase II-specific. The record is from RefSeq and is a predicted model, not a curated record. The transcript has 6 exons. Gene Ontology annotation, cellular component: nucleus. Lineage: Eukaryota; Metazoa; Chordata; Actinopteri; Cypriniformes; Cyprinidae. Gene Ontology annotation, biological process: regulation of transcription by RNA polymerase II; cell fate specification; commitment of neuronal cell to specific neuron type in forebrain. Bases 143 to 1909 code for a protein of 588 amino acids.